AGUUCUUUAUGUUUAACCUAGCAAGCCCGUGCCGCGACGUCAGCCCCUGAGCGAGCUGUAGAGAAGGCUGCCUACAUGGGCAGCAGUUUCAGCGGAGUUUGGGGGUGGGGAGGUGGAGGCAGAAUAUAAACUUGGAGAGUGAAAACGUUUUCUGCACUUUCAAACCCUGGGCACCUAGGAAUGCCUUUGGAACUUCACAGUUGAGGGGCGCACUCAGAUCACCGCCUUGACAGAUAGCCUAGUUGGCUGGGAAGUUGAAUUAAUGUCAGUUGCGCUUUUAGAGCUGCUUCUUUUUGGAAUUUCCUUAAAAGACGUCUGUGGUUCUUUACCAAGGGCUUUGCCAUUCUUUUUACUGCGCACCCAAACCCCUUUGGAGUGGCAUGAUCCACACUGAAUGGGUUGCUGGCUACUGGGAAGGGAAAGGUUGAGAGUCUAGGUCUCAGACUUUUUGUCCUAGGAACUAACCCGAGUGAAACUAGACAGGUGGGGACCACAGGUUACUGAAGAGGUGUCAGCAUCUCUUUGUUGGCAGCUCUACACUGUUGCUGCGGGGUUAGCUGUACUUAAAGAAUCCAGAUAUCUGACUUUUGUGUGAAAUUACCUGACUUUUAUAUAGUAGCAUUUUAUUUUUUAACUGAAACUGCUGAGCAGGCCCAUGCCUAUCACCUGUAGUUACAUAUUUGUACUCUGGAUCUAGAGACCUACCUCAGAUUCUGCAGAGGGGGCAGUAGGGGGACUUUUGCCUCUUCUCCUCCAUAGCCCAUGCUACCUGGUUCAUCCCCAUGGUCAGAGCUGUGCCCCCACUCACAGGCCCUGUCCCUCAGAUAUUGCAUCUCUACCUGGGCCCAAGCUGUGUUGUGCCCCCAGGGAAUGCAGAAAUUUUGAAACCAGAAUCAUGUUCCCAAAAGUAUACAUGGUUAUUUGGCAGGUUUUGCUGCUGGAGGUAGUUUGCAAAAUGUGCUGAGCACCUUGGGAAAGUGACCCACUUUCCCGAGGUUAGGUUUCGCGGCACAGAUGUUGCUUUUCUCUUCAUUUAGUGGAAUUUUGGACUUAGGGCUGAAAGGCAUCUGCAAGACCCAGGCUGGGUUUGUCACUUUUACACAUUAGGAAACUCAGUUGCAGAUUCCAUAGGUGCAAUUUGGCCUGCACUUGGACUUCCCCAUCUCUGUAGACCUCCUCAGCAAAACCAGGCAGAGGACAUGAUUUAAAAUCACAGCAAGCUGGGGCUUCCCUAGUGGCGCUGGGGUUAAAGUCUCGGUGCUAUCAAGCUAUCUCAGCCACUGCGGCCAGGGAGCUGACCCACAUGGCGCAGCAGACCUCUCCUUUCUCACCUGCUGCUCCCCUCAGCAGUGUAUUUCAGUCCAUCCGCCUAUUCUGCUCCCUACUCUGUCUCUGGUGAACCCUCUCACCCCCUCACCUCUGGCCUACACCCCAGUUCUUGUAUGCUUAAAUAAAUCUUAAAAAAAAUAAAAUCACAGCAAACUUCAGAUUUUUUCCCCCUGAACUAGAUGUCUAGUUUGUGGUUUAUUAGGGUUUAGUUUCUUUUUCUUCCUGCCUUUAUUGUCUUUGAUCUCCUUCUCUUGUAACUCUUAUAAGAGAAAUGAGACACAGAGAACCCGGAGGUCAGCUUCUGAACAUCCCAUCUUAGGUUUUAGGCGUUCUUGCCAGUUUUGUGGGCAAUAAGGCUGUUUCUCCUUGCUGUUAUCUUUAGGGAUAAAGAAACUCCUGCAUCAUACAGAUAAGCACUGCUUAUUUCUUAGUUUGCAUGUUAGUUUUUACAUGAUCUAUGCUGUCUGGUGGGUAGGUGCAGAUUUAAAUAAAUCACGUAGUAGCUAAAAUAAGAGCUAAAAUAGUUUUAAAAAUAAAGGUUUUCAAAAGUCUCUGUCAGGGUCCUUCUUCUUACUCAGAGCUGAGGUUGCCCUGUAAGUAUUUAUCUCUGGAAAUGUGAACACUGUGAAACAACAGAUAUUUUGAGAUAUCCUGCGAGUCAUUUUUGUCACAGCUGGUGAACAGUAAUUGUGAGUACAAAUCAGGAACCAGCUUUCGCAGCCAUUGUGCAUUCGGGAUGUGAGUCUUCAAGAGUGCAGUGGGAGAUGCAGCUCACUUCCUGAGCACCUCUGUCGGGUACCUGGACUCUGACCGGCUCGCAGCAUUUCAUGAGGGAGAGAAAAAAUAGUAGGAAAGUGCGACUUAAAACCCCAUGAUAAGCUACUUUAUAAAUCUCACUCUAACUUUUCUUCCUCCCCUUCUUCCUUUCUGCCUUAUUUCUCUUCCUUUCUUUUCCUAGUUCAUGUGAGAGCUGUGGUUGGCUUGCUCAUCUGCUGGGCAGGGUUCACGGGAUGACUUAGGGAACGUUUGAACAAGUCAUAGCUCAGACCAGAUUUAGUUGACUUUUCCUGACACUUGCUCACUGCUCCUGUCUGUAGACCUCUGCACUCUCCCUGCUCUCCCCACCCCUACAUUUGACACUUACGCUCUCCACUUCGUGCCCUUAGUUAGGUUAAUCCAAAGGACUGAGAUGGCCAUUUGACAUAGUUGGUGGCCAGGCCAGACAUGCGUAAGGAAUUGAGAGUGAGAAGUCAUCGAUUGCCCUCUUUCUGCCGGAAGCUGCAGGGGGACGGGGAAGGCGUAAGCAGGGUUUGAAUCUUGGGUCCACAGAUUGGCUGUGUAUGUGGGGGGCUGAGGGCAUGGAUGGAGAAACAUAUUGUGAACACCUGAAAUCGAGGGCAAAAUUUUAUGUAUAUUUAUGUUUUUCUGGUCUAAGAUCUGUGGAUUCUCAAGGAUUGGGAGCAAAUAUUUAGACCAUUGUCCUUGGCUAACGUGCUAUUGUGUGAACUAUUGUGUGAAUAUCCCCACCCACCUCACACCUUAGCAGUGGCUUGGUGGGGUUGGGGAUAAAGGUAGUUGGGAUAACAGCUGCUCCCCCGGAACCUGCUGUGGAGUCCAGAGAUGCGAUGUUGCUGAGAAUCACCCCUUUUGUUGAGGGAGCUGGACUGGACCCAGAUACCUCUGGAAGUCACGUGAAGUAGAGUAAGCCGGUCAUGGAAAGUCCACUUGCAGAAGGGAGGUGGAAUUUUGGCCUGGGUGCCGGGACUUUCCUGUUGUUCACGUGUUGUUCACGUGUUGUUCAUCUCUACAACUGCUAAGUGGUCGAGAAAGGCUGUGUUGAGUGGUCUUGCUUUUCCUGUGCCUGCGCGGGGAGGCGCGUCGGUGUCAGUCACACUGGCUAAUACUGUCUCCCCAACACCGCCUCAGCACAGGCCAAGUGAGGCCUGAACUGCAUCUUCAAGUCCAGAGAGCGGAACCAAGCCAUACUCAGUUUAGCUCUUUUAGACAACUAAGGGGAACUUGUGCAAAGAUUCUUCUUGUGAGGAGGACAUGUAUCGUGCUGCGGAUGAAAUAGAAAAGGAGAAAGAAUUACUUAUACAUGAAAGAGGGUCAUCAGAACUCCGAGUAAGUGUAGCUCCUGAAGUGGAUAUCAUGGACUACUGCAAAAAAGAGUGGAGGGGAAAUACGCAGAAGGCAACAUGUAUGAAAAAGGGCUAUGAGGAGGUGUCUCAGAAGUUCACCUCCAUCAGGCGAGUCCGUGGAGACAAUUACUGCGCACUGAGGGCCACGCUGUUCCAGGCCAUGAGCCAGCCGACCGCGCCGCCCUCCUGGCUGCAGGACCCGGAGCUCACGCUGUUACCAGAGAAACUCAUAAGCAAAUACAGCUGGAUCAAGCAGUGGAAACUUGGACUGAAGUUGGAGGGGAAGAGCGAUGACCUGGUUGAUAAAAUUAAGGAAUCCCUCACUCUGCUAAGGAAGAAGUGGGCAGGCUUGGCGGAAAUGAGAACUGCCGAAGCGAGGCAGACAGCUUGCGAUGAACUGUUCACAAAUGAAGAAGAGGAAUACAGCCUCUAUGAAGCUGUAAAGUUUCUCAUGCUAAACAGAGCCAUUGAACUAUAUGAUGAUAAAGAGAAGGGGAAGGAAGUGCCCUUUUUCUCUGUGCUUCUGUUUGCUCGGGACACAUCAAACGACCCUGGCCAGCUGCUGAGGAACCACCUAAACCAGGUGGGACACACUGGUGGCCUUGAACAGGUCGAGAUGUUCCUUCUUGCCUAUGCGGUGCGCCACACCAUCCAGGUGUACCGGCUCUCCAAGUACAGCACUGAAGAGUUCGUCACCGUCUACCCCACCGAGCCCCCGCCAGACUGGCCCGUGGUGACCCUGAUCGCCGAGGACGAUCGGCACUACAACAUCCCCGUCAGGGUGUGUGAGGAGACGAGCCUGUGACAGCCGCCGGGGAGGCCGCCACGCGCCGGGGCUGCUCCUGGGCUCAGGCCCUCGCAUCUCCUCGCAUGACCUACGAGAACCCUCGGGCCCUGCGUGCUCAGCUGGAUGGGAAUGUUCUGAAGACUUGCCUUGGACAAUAAGAAGGAACCAAGUUUUCCCCUCAUCUGUGAUGCAGUGUGUCCUGGGGGCUUCCGCGCACACCUGCCGGCAUUUGCAGACUACAUCUUUUUCCUAAACGGGUACUGUUAUGUCGGAGGACACUCGUGGCGAGCGGUGUGCCUCUGUGUCUCAGAUCACGCUCUGAUAGUAAACUGGCUUUCAGUUUUGUUUUUAUUUGUAAGACAGUAGUUUCUUUUGUUUUCGCAGCAGUGGGUCUCUGGUGCCCUCCCGUGCCUUGGGCUUCCUGGCAUGAUUCCUGGCAUGGAGGCUAUUGGCGGCACAGUCCUAGCUACCUACCCCUCAUAGUCUGCCCGACAGUGGUUUGGGUUUGCAUCUAAGUACAGCUGUUAUGAGCAGAUUGUCUAAUUAAGAAUUGGGCCCCAAGGUGAAAGGCUGGAGAAGGAGCUGCAGGAAGGGGCGGUGGCUCCCGGUAACCCUUGCUCUUCCAGAAUGCGGUGGCGCCCCGGGUCACGGACACCCCGCCUCUGGAGCUGAGUGCGGGGAUUCGCUGUCUGCCGGUGAGUGCUCCAGCAGCUGCGCUCUGGUGUCAGGAACUAACCGUCAUUCUCCGGUCCAUGGACCCACCGUUUUAGAGUCACAACAGAAUGUAGGAGCUGCCCGUGUUUAGAGGAGGAAGUUAAAGGCAGAUUGCCUUUCCCACUGAGAGAGGAUGAACCGAAUCCAGCCUUCCUGUGACUGCUUUUGAGGGCACGUCUAUGGCUAAAUUCACGCAACUUACCUGCCGCCAGGACACGGGUGACAGCAGGGUGUGUCAGGCGUUCCCUAAGCCAGCGGCAGCAGGAGCACGCGCGGAAACUAGUGCAGGGGUACGACUGGGCCUGGACCUUCGUGGAGGCCUGGGCUGCGGACGCUGGUGGUAGCGAUCAGCCAGCGACACCUGACUUGGCUCCAUUUGUGGAGCUGGUGCUGCCCUCAAGUGCUGAGCUUUAUUUCCUAGUAAUUAGCAUCUUUAUUCAGGCCACUUUAAUAUAGUUUAUAAGCUACCUAAUCUGUAUUAGGGGGUGGGGGAAACCUUUUUUAUUAAAAUGUAAGUUUUACUUUCACCUAAAAAUUAAAAAUUCUUACUUGCGACAACUCAGAAGACACAAACAACUAUGCAGACUGUUAAACGCCAGUGUUUCCCCACACCCGGACAGCGACAGUCCCCACAUGUGGUAGAUGUUAUUCAUUUGAGUGUUUGAUCAAAAUUUAUGCUCUGAAUGUGUGAUUCGUUGAAGAGGCUUUGUGUUUUUCACCGUGACGUGCAAGGGUGCCUGGAGUAAGAUGGUUCCUGGGAGCCGAGUAAAGUUAUAAGAAUGAUUUCUUAUAACUUUGGCUUUGAUGCUUCGAUGCAGUAUUUUUUUGCUGUGAUGGGAGAUGCUUACCAUUCUUGAAUAUUUUUUAAAACGCAACUUCAAACAUUUGGAUUGUAGUCGGGAUCCGUGUCCCCGGGGGUGCGUGGGCUGACCGCUGGCCCUGUCCAUUGUUGAAUUUAAUAACUCAAGACUCACGGUCAGCUGUCUCUGCACUUGGACAUUGAUCUAGACUCCUGGGCAACUUGACUGUUUACAUUUCAUACUUUUUAAAUUGUUCUAUGUAUGGUAUUGUGAGAAUGUGAGCAGAAAUCGUCUUAACCAUCAUACUGAUAAAAAUGCAAAAAGGAUGUGUUUAUUUGAAGUUGCUUUCUUAGACCUUAUUAGAUUCCGCUCUCAGACUGUUUUCCAGGCUUAGCAGGAUCACAGCGUCAGAGAGGCCAAGCUGUCAAACAGCGCUUCUGAAGGUCAGAAUGAUUCACCACCUUUAGAAAUAACAUUCCCUGUUUCAACAUGCACUUGCGGUUGCUCAGAGUCUUCAUUCCAUUUCUCAUUCUGGUCUUGGGCUGGGCAGUGACAUCAACCCGAUAAAGCUGAAUGGAGACCAGAGGGACUCAGGGGAUCGCCUACUUAGAGGAAGCGCUAAGAUGAGAACGUGCUGGAGGAGAGAGAAGGUGGGAACUGCAUUGAGCUUACCCUCCAGCCCAGAGCCAACUGCAAGAGUUCAGAGCUUUCGGACUCUGUGGUCUUGGCAGGAAGAUAGUCUCACUCUGAGCACACGGGAGCUAUUUAAGGUACAGUGGAACCUAAAAAAAACAUUAAUGUUAAGUGCCCAAAACCCCCAACAAAACCUACGAGAAUUCCCCUGUCACCAGUUCCAGGGAAUUAACACUUCCAUCAAAACUCAUUUUUCUGGUUCCCCUCUUUAGCAGCCAAGCCACGUCUGCCCAAGCAGCCUGCGGGAGUGGCACUCAGACUCAGGACAGCGAGGGGUCAGCCGGGGACAGAGGCCCAGCGUGUGCCCUUGAACUUGGGAUCCAGGCGACGAGUGAUUUGCUUGGAAAUGUCGCAGCUCUCAUGCUUGGAAUUUGCCUCGCUACAAACGGCUUAAAAAGCCAGCAACAGGCCUCACCCCUUUCUUUAUCAAGCCUUUCACGCUUGUGUUCAGUUAUAUAUUCACAUGCUGUCUGUGAAGUUGUCCUUGGGUUAAGGAAAAUAGAUGUUGCUUUUGCAUCCAGUCAUUCUUUUUCUUUCCAAUUAGAAGAUUCAGGUAGAAGAUUCUCAGGCCACAGGACUUUUAACACCUCUAUUGGAUGUAACAACAGUUGUGAGUUUUUAUUGAUACCUGCUUUUUUUUUAAAGAAGCUGUUAUUCCUCUUACCCAUGGUGCUAUUUUACCCCCAAAUUUGUUGACUUCUCAGAGCUCCUCCCAGAUAAUGACUGAAUUGCUGUGUCACUGUUAAUGCCCGCACACACGUCUGCCAUCAUGACCGCGCGGGGACUGACUUCCUGGUUGUGUCUCCUUCUGAAGUUAAAAUACAGUUUGAUCAUUUUCCUCUCUUUUUCUUAAGCAAUACUUGGCAGGUUAUUCCCCUUUGAAAGCCAGAAAGUAAUUUCAAAAGUGUAAACCUUUGGGGGGAUCUCACUUAUAGGCCUGCAUAAAAAUAAAUGCCUUAAAAAAAGAUCUGUGACUUUAGAAAGCAAUAAAAAGGAGGACUCACUUUACUGUCUGAAGUGAAUCUGGAACGUGUGUGAAAGGCAUAGCAUCCCCAGUGGCUUAGCCGAGCCGAGCACAAUGUCAAGUCAUUUGAAAACAGCCCAGGGAGCUCGAAGACAUGAACCAAAGAAGGAACUGACUGUAGAUGAAAAAUGGCACUUAAAAGCCCAACACCCAGUGCCUGGCAGGUGUCCCGGGCUUCAGUUAUGAAAGGAUAAAAAUGUGAAUGAGCGCAAGGACUUGUGUCAAUGCGUCUGCGAAUUCCUUUUUCUUACGACUUACUCUGUGUAAGAGAAGUCCACUGUUCUGCGCUUCACUCUUGGAGAGCUUCUCUUCUCUCCUGAGAGGGAGGCCAGGGAGCCAGUGCUGGGUUGGGUGGUGAAUGAAGACACUGUCCAUGCUUGUGACAUCCUGGUGAUGACUUGGAGCCACCAAAAGCACAAAACUAAGCUGAUUUGACUGCCCACCGGCCCUGGUGGCAGCAGCCUCGGGUGAGGUGGGCUCGGCCCUGAGGGGGGUGUGCGCUGGUCUGCAGUCACACCGUGGCUUCCUAUGCCCGGGGCCCUCAGUGUGGAGGGCCCUGCAGCAUUUGGGAGGAUGGCGGAGUGCUGUCCUCAUUUCCACGGUGAAUUAAAAUGUACUGGGAAUGGUGGAAAGGAUCAGUAGGUGUAAUUAAACUACACGGUGGCCGCGGAGUCUGGAUAGAACGGCUGCGUCGUCAAUACGGAACGGCAUGUCCAUAAACCGCUCUGACUGUUCGAGGCCUUUGCCCACCGGAUGUUGAAAUAUUUUGAGUGCUCGUUAAUGCCGGGACUGUUCACAGGGGAGAACCCCGAGGGAGUUUGGUCUUAGUUUUGGUUUCUCGGAUGCAAGUCUGGGUUAGGAACAGAAUUGCCUAAACCUGGGAACACAAGGCAAGCACGUGGGCUCGCAGUAACCAGUCACAGCGGCCAUGUGCCUUGUCCCCCGGGGGGUCCAGCUUAAUUAGGAACUUCACAACAGCUUUUUGUAUUCGUUGAGAAGGGCCUCGCUCUGCAUCCACACAAACAGCACUGCGGUUGGGCACUCCUUCCGGGAGCGGCGCGGCCCACGGGAACCUGGGUGGUUUCCGAGUGUUCUGUGCGGCAACAGCCAAGUGAGUGCGUUGAAUGAACUGUGCUCUCGUUGCCUGGAUUUCAUAAAAGCGCUUGGGGUUACCUGCGUCGCGGCAGCUCCUGACUUCUGGAUUAUGGGUUUGGAGAGAAUCCCAACCGCCCCUCUGCCGAGGACGGCCAUGUGUCCGUCCCCAGGCUCUGAUGGGAAGGCCAGGCCUGCUCGCCACAGUCUCCUCUGUUUACUCGGUCAAGUGUUGGCAUCUGUCAACUACCACCUGUUCCAAACAGCGCCCCAGAGGCCUGGCUGCUUGGCGGCCUGCUUCCCACCUGCAGCCGUGGCUGAACGCCUGGCUCGUGGGGUGAGACUCCUCCCCCGUGACCUGUUGGGUCUUGUUUUUAGUGUCGGAGGCCAAACUGACUUGGGGCUUUGCUGUUGAUCCUCUUGAGCAAACCAGGGUGCUAAGGAUUGUAACAAUGAACUAAAAAUAAACGUAGAAAAUGAAAACUCGAAGCCUGCCGUGUCGCCAUGGUUGAAUGCCUCCCUCGGAGGACUUUGGUAGAGUGGGGUCCAGUGCCUUCUCUCCCCAGCAUCCCCCGACACACCUGCGGGGCACAACGCCUGGGAGUCAGACGGCCAUCGUGGGAAGCUCAUCACGGGGGAAGACUGUGCUUUGCAAGGUGUUCUUGGAGGUGGAGAAUGAAGUCUGACUUCCUGCCAGCCGAGGCAGUGAGUCGGGAGUCUGCGGGAACCCCGGGCUCGGGGGCUGGGCAGCCAAACGGCCUUUUCUCUAAUGAACAGCCACAAAUGUCAGGUGUAAACACACUUUCUCCCUCCACUUGAGGUUUGGUGCUCAGUUCCAUAGGCACGACUCUGUACCUCCCCUACUCCGAGACGUGUCAGAAAAAUGGAUCCAGGCUGAGGGCCCCUCUGGAAGUUCUUAGGAUUAUUUUUACAACCAUCAAA
Messenger RNA from Talpa occidentalis (Iberian mole), 9522 nucleotides. RefSeq names its product OTU deubiquitinase with linear linkage specificity (gene OTULIN). The coding region runs from base 3379 to 4275 and encodes 298 amino acids. Gene Ontology annotation, biological process: protein linear deubiquitination. NCBI's taxonomy places the organism in Eukaryota, Metazoa, Chordata, Mammalia, Eulipotyphla, Talpidae. The record is from RefSeq and is a predicted model, not a curated record. The transcript is spliced from 7 exons. Gene Ontology annotation, molecular function: cysteine-type deubiquitinase activity.